Molecule: messenger RNA, 387 nt
Organism: Clavispora lusitaniae ATCC 42720
Lineage: Eukaryota; Fungi; Ascomycota; Pichiomycetes; Serinales; Metschnikowiaceae
Source: RefSeq, a predicted model, not a curated record
AUGCUAAAGUUCUCUUUGCUCUUUUCCCUUUGGCUCGUCCAAGUUCUUGCGAAAACACACGAGUUUGUUUUCAACGCAACUUUGGUGAGGGCAAAUCCAGACGGCACUCAUGAGCGGAAUAUGAUUGGAAUAAACGGCGAGUGGCCGCUUCCAGUGGUUCGAGUGGCCUUGGACGACCGUGUUAUUAUUCGUUUCAACAAUAUGAUGGACGACAGAAACGCAUCGCUCCACUUCCAUGGCUUGUUCAUGAAAUCCGAAAACCACAUGGAUGGACCCGAAUAUGUCACCCAAUGCCCUAUUCCUCCAGGACACUCUUUUGUAUACGACUUUUGUUGUGCAGCAGACAGGGACAUACUGGUAUCAUUCGCACCUGGGCUCUCAAUAUAG